AUGAAUCCGUGUCGAAACAAAGGAACUUUGGGUGGAAAGGCCAAAAAGCACAAAUACAAGCAAAAGCAAAAGGAAUUGCAAAUUGAAAUCAAACAAGAAAUAAAACAAGAGCCAAUGGACGGUGCUUAUUUGAUUCAGGAAACGCCAUCAUCACCUCAAAUUGCGACGAAUGUAACCAUGAAAUCGGAAAGCGAGAGCGAUAGUGAGCUAGACUUGGAAAGUAAGCCGAGUUAUUUGAAGAAAGAGAUCAAAAGCGAGGAUGAGUGUUUGAAAAAAGCUUGUGACCCCCCAAAGUAUGGAAAUGGAAUGGCAAACGAUGAUCGGAUUGGGGAAAUUUCAAGCAGUUCAACGCCAAAUUCGAAUGGCGAUAAGAACAAAAAACGUGAAGCAAAACGGAAGAAGUCAAAAGGCGCAAAGAAUGACCGAAUGACCAAAAGUCCAAAGAAGUCGAUUUCGAAGCAUCAGAAGAAACAACACAAAUGUAAUUUCUGUAAUUAUGUUGCAUCGCAAAAAGGAAGUCUCACAGUGCACAUUCGUACGCACACCGGCGAAAAGCCGUUCGCAUGUGAAAUAUGUGCCAAGGUUUUUACACAAAAGCAAAAUUUGAUUCGUCAUAAGAGAACGCAUGCACCAAAACAUCCAUUUUGUUGUUCAAAGUGUCGUCAGGGUUUUGCACAUGAAAUCGAUAAAAUCAACCACGAAAGUGAAUGCAAACAUCCUCAAUAUGCAUGUCAUCUUUGCAAGAAAACCACUCAACAUUUACACAAUCUGAAGCAACAUAUGCGAAUCCACAAUGGUGAGAGACCAUUCAGAUGCCAUGUUUGUGCCGAAAAAUUUGCACACAAAUCUCAUAUCAUCGCUCAUUCACGCACCCACACCAAACAACUUCCAUUUGAUUGCGCACAAUGUGGUCGACGAUUCGCCGAUGAAAAUGAAAAACAAUCUCAUGAGGAUCAUUGCAAAGGCCGACGAUACGAUUGUUAUCUUUGCCCAUAUAAAUUUUUUCGCAAAAGCCAAUUGAAGCUGCACUUGCAAAUCCAUCACACUGGCGAGAAACGAUUCAAAUGUGGUGUUUGCGGAAAGAAAUGUCUUCACAAAGGUAAUCUCAAGCAACAUUUGGCUAUACAUUCCAAACAAAAAUCGGUCCAUUGCCCCGAAUGCCUUAAACCAUUUGCAAAAGAAGACGAUAUGAUUGUUCACAAAGAUCGCUGCAAGUGUCGCCUGUAUCAGUGUUAUUUAUGCAAAGUUUUAAAGCAUGAAUCAUCACAAUUACAAGGUCACAUGCGAAACUACCACAUCGGCGAAAAGCCAUUUUCAUGCAAACUAUGUGGUAGUCAAUUCCCAAUGCUUGGAGGAGCUAAUCGACACAUGAAAGUGGUUCACAGUUUGAAGAAAUGA
Contarinia nasturtii (swede midge) is the source of this 1398-nucleotide messenger RNA. RefSeq names its product zinc finger protein OZF-like. The coding region runs from base 1 to 1398 and encodes 465 amino acids. NCBI's taxonomy places the organism in Eukaryota, Metazoa, Arthropoda, Insecta, Diptera, Cecidomyiidae. Gene Ontology annotation, biological process: regulation of DNA-templated transcription. The record is from RefSeq and is a predicted model, not a curated record. Gene Ontology annotation, molecular function: RNA polymerase II cis-regulatory region sequence-specific DNA binding; DNA-binding transcription factor activity, RNA polymerase II-specific. The transcript has a single exon.